Messenger RNA from Dicentrarchus labrax (European seabass), 3107 nucleotides. It is a transcript of the gene ggt1b, whose product is annotated as gamma-glutamyltransferase 1b. Bases 213 to 1931 code for a protein of 572 amino acids. Gene Ontology annotation, biological process: regulation of inflammatory response; glutathione catabolic process; regulation of immune system process. Lineage: Eukaryota; Metazoa; Chordata; Actinopteri; Moronidae. The record is from RefSeq and is a predicted model, not a curated record. Gene Ontology annotation, molecular function: glutathione gamma-glutamate hydrolase. Gene Ontology annotation, cellular component: plasma membrane. The transcript has 14 exons.
UGACUUUGUCAUAGUUACAUAUUGAGAGCCACAGAAAGCCUAUAACCUAUCAACUACUGCAGUUCGUGGCAGGCGCACACAGUGAGCAGCCUGUUGCUGAGGCCCCCCGAUAGGAAUCAAGACCAAAGAAUCAGCAUGACAGUAGGCUUUAGGAUUUGGAGCACAUGAGAGGGAUUAAAUAAAGUGUCUUGAUUUGUUCCUGAGCUAUAAAGAUGUCCAAGAAGACAAUAAUUGUGGCGCUGGCGAUACUGCUGUUGGCCUCUGUCGCCACUUUUGUGGGUGUCUUCUUUGGUGUGGGGAGAAGGAAGCCUCCGAGUGAGCAGGUGUACUUGAAGGCAGCUGUGGCAGCAGAUGCUGGGCCUUGUUCAGAGGUCGGCAGAGACAUACUGAUGAAAGGGGGGUCUGCAGUUGAUGCCUCUAUAGCUGCUUUGCUGUGUGUUGGCCUUAUGAACGCUCACAGUAUGGGCAUCGGAGGAGGACUUUUCCUCACCAUCUACAAUGCAACAACUGGGGCGGUUGAGACCAUUGAUGCCAGGGAGACGGCACCACGCAACGCAACAGAGAACAUGUUUGGGAACAGUACCGAUUUAUCCCAGAAAGGAGGGUUGUCUAUUGCUGUACCAGGUGAGAUUCGAGGUUACGAGAUGGCACACAGACGACAUGGCAAACUGCCUUGGAGAGACUUGUUCCAGCCGAGCAUUAAUCUUGCAGAAAAGGGUUUCCCUUUGGGCAGGGCACUUGCUACUGCUAUGUCCAGACACAAGAAAACCAUCAUCAAGGACCAAGCCCUAUGUGGAGUGUUUUGUGGGAAAACUGGUGAUGUCCUUCAAGAAAAUGACACCAUUGUAUUUAGCAAGCUUGCAGUAACUUAUAGAAAAAUAGCAGAAGAAGGUCCUGAUGCUUUCUACCACGGACAACUGGCGCAGAACCUUGUGACAGAUAUUCAGAAAGCAGGCGGUAUCAUCACAAUGGAGGAUCUGAAGGAUUAUGUGCCUGUCUUGGAUGAGAACCCUUUAAGGGUGAAUGUGGGGGAGUACAUCAUGGCUGUUCCCAAUGCCCCCGCUAGUGGCCCUGUGCUCUCACUGAUAUUAAACAUCUUGAAUGGGUACAACUUCAACGCAGAUAGUAUGACAAGCACUGAGAAAAAGAUCCUAACCUACCAUCGCAUCGUGGAGGCUUUUCGUUUUGCUUAUGCAAAGAGGACCUUACUUGGAGAUCUGAAGUUUCUCAACAUCACAGAUCUCAUCCAGAAUAUGACUUCAACUUUCUUUGCCGAUGACCUCCGUGAAAAGAUCACAGAUGAUACCACACAUCACAUGAACUACUACGAGCCGGAGUUUUACCUGCCUGAAAACCACGGGACCGCACACCUCUCUGUAGUAGCAGAAGACGGAAGUGCUGUGGCUGCCACCAGCACCAUCAACCAAUAUUUCGGCUCCAAAGUUAUGUCAGGAUCAACAGGGAUUCUUCUCAACAAUGAGAUGGACGACUUCAGCUCCCCGCUCAUCACAAACGGCUUUGGAGUACCUCCUUCACCGAACAACUUCAUCAGGCCAGGAAAAAGGCCAAUGUCUUCUAUGUGUCCAACCAUCCUCUUUGACGAAAACAACAAAGUUAAGAUGGUGGUUGGAGGCUCAGGAGGAACAAAAAUAACAACUUCUAUCGCUCAGGUGAUUCUGAAUGCACUGUUCUUCGACUACGAUCUGUAUAAAGCUGUAUCAGAUCCAAGGCUCCACAACCAGCUGAGUCCCAACACCACUGUAGCAGAGCCUGGCUUUGACAAAGACGUCCUGGCUGGUUUGGCUUUAAAGAACCACGAGACAGAGUUCCUCAAGUCAACAGGAGCUGUGGUGCAGGCAGUGGUUCGGCACGAUGAUGGACUCCAUGCUCAGUCGGAUCCUCGCAAGUGGGCAUACGCCGCAGGGUACUGAGGUCAUAAACACACCUCUGAUUAUGCAAAGAGACUGUAGCUGUGUGAACCUUGACACCAGUGGUACUAGCUGAGAGAUUAGAGACUUAGUAGAGAACCGGGAAUUGUCUUGGCCAGCAAUUGUUUUUAAGUUAGAAUAAAGUUCAUGUUCUUCAUAACACGCAAAUCAGACAACGGAACAUCAGCCUGUUGUUCGUCAUGACUUUGAAAAGGAAGUGACGUAGUCUGAAAUUAAUUCUGAAUAUUGAUUUUAUGUCCAGUGCAUUUUAUGUCACAUUACAUUUCAUGGAACGCACAAGACAUUUGAAUAUUAUUUUAAAUGAUGGUGCCAUUCAGGUAAUUUUAAAGUUGAAAUAGGAAAACAGAAGUACAUGUAAAUGUUUGAACAUUAUUUUUAAUGAAGAUGCUGUUUUAUUCACACUGUGUGUCAUAAAUGUGUACAGUUAUACCUACCUUAUACCUAUUUAUGAAGCACUUUUGUAAAUCAUUUGCAGAGCUGUUCCCCUUUGUUGUCCAUUACCGAUAUAAUAUCUACAGUUAAUUACUAAUGACAGAGCUCUAAAUUAAGGAAACAUCCACGGAAAAAAUAAUCAAGACAAACAUUAACUAACUUACAACUUCACAUAAAACCAUAUUUCACCUGUUCAUGGGGCGUGACAGCAAACAGAUAGAAAGAGCAGGCUGCUGUUAAAAGAAAUGACUAACAGCUUAGGGACAAACAGUCCUACUUAAUAAAUUACAGUAAUUUCACACAACCCAGAGUGCAUUGGCCUAUAAUGACCCCAUAACAACAUUACAGCUGUUGCUGAUCAUUGUCACCACUGGGACUCAGGGCUCUUGUUUUCUCAGCUGGAAUGUAAAUGUGUUACAUAAUUAUUGAAACGUAUACAAUUGUAAAAUUAUAAUGCCUGUCAACUUUUCACUACAGAUGGUUAACAUUCACAACACUUACAUUAUUAGCUAUUGUAUAUGAUAUAUUUAUUUGAGAAUAAAUUAAUGACAAUCUCAGUGAAUGGAUUAAUUAUUUAGUCAUUUCCUACAUUAAUGUUUUUAAUUGCUUUUAUCAAAUUGGUACAGUAGAUAUUGUAGAUAUUUUCUAUUUGUAGAUGUUCUUUUAAAGAAACACUUGAAAUGAACAAACGGUAAUUAUUAAAAGCACUCUUAAUGUAUAAACGUC